UUUAUAACUCGGCUCUAUUCCCCCAGCACUCGACCUGUGAAAACCACGCCUAUGCAGCCACACAAUUGGUCCGAAAGCGUCAAAGAGCCAAUCAACAAGCCUCGGGCUCCCGCAGCCCACAGCGCAGCUCGACCGUCCAGAGCCGCCGAGCAGACGCCCGGGGAAUUCUAGAGGCGGAGGAGGGUGGCGAGGAAAGCGAUUUCGCUCACGGUUUUUUAGCACAAGGAAGACAGCCGAGUCUCCGAGGCAGAAGAUCGCAGGCACCAUUCGAUCGCCACCCAGACACUGCACGCAGCCCGGAACCAGAGAGGAGGAUCGCGAACCGAAGCCAGCUUCGCAGUUCGUGUUUUGAAAACGCCGCUGGAAAGGGGCUUAAAUCGCUUUUUUUUUUUUUUAAGGAGAGACUUUUCCUCCCCCUCUUGAUCUCGCUGCCUGUGAAAGCAAGAGUCUAGCUCAACUAAGACGCCUCCUGCGAGAAAGCCAGAGAAGAGCUAGGGGGCGGGGGAAGGAGUCGAAAAAAAGGUUAAAAAAAAAAGUCUCGAGAACCUUGCGCUUUGGCAACAAAGAGCGUGGGAGCCGGGGAGCCACCCCGGGAAAAGGCUGCUGUGUCUAUUUCCAGCUAAGCCACAGGGCUCGGGCGCCAGUCGAGCCCCUGCUUGCUGCUUGCCCUACUGAAACCGACUUGCAGGAGCGGCUUUUCCAACACACUCCACGCAGCAGUACAGCCCCCGGCAGCGGCUAUGUCUCCCGAUCUGUCGCCUUGUCCUCUUUAAAAACGGCAUUCUCUUCCCCUUAAAGACACUUUCCCCUCCCCUUCAGACGCUUUAUUUGUAAUUUGUCCCUCUUUUUUAUUUUAAACACAACUAUGUGUCGCUGUUGAAUUUUUUUUUCAAUUAUUAUUUUUGAAAAGCAACAACAAAAGCGAAGCCAAGCCAGCAAGCAGCUGCGGACUGGUUCCCUGUCUGGAGUGGAUGAGUCUCUCCAUGAGAGAUCCGGUUAUCCCUGGGACAAGCAUGGCCUAUCAUCCGUUCCUACCUCACCGGGCGCCGGACUUCGCCAUGAGCGCGGUGCUGGGCCACCAGCCGCCUUUCUUCCCCGCGCUAACGCUGCCUCCCAACGGCGCCGCGGCGCUCUCGCUGCCCGGUGCCCUGGCUAAACCCAUCAUGGAUCAGUUAGUGGGGGCUGCUGAGACUGGCAUCCCUUUCUCAUCCCUGGGACCCCAGGCACAUCUGAGGCCUCUGAAGACCAUGGAACCCGAAGAAGACGUAGAAGACGACCCCAAGGUGCACCUGGAGGCCAAGGAACUUUGGGACCAGUUUCACAAGAGGGGUACAGAGAUGGUCAUUACGAAGUCAGGAAGGCGAAUGUUCCCUCCAUUUAAAGUGAGGUGCUCUGGGCUGGAUAAAAAGGCCAAGUAUAUUUUAUUGAUGGAUAUUAUAGCUGCUGAUGACUGUCGAUAUAAAUUUCACAAUUCUCGGUGGAUGGUGGCCGGUAAGGCAGACCCCGAAAUGCCAAAGAGAAUGUACAUACACCCGGACAGCCCCGCUACGGGGGAGCAGUGGAUGUCCAAAGUCGUCACUUUCCACAAACUGAAACUCACCAACAACAUCUCGGAUAAACACGGAUUUACUAUACUCAACUCUAUGCAUAAGUACCAGCCGCGGUUCCACAUCGUCAGAGCCAACGAUAUUCUGAAACUGCCCUACAGUACUUUUCGAACGUACCUGUUCCCGGAAACAGAAUUCAUUGCAGUGACUGCCUAUCAGAAUGACAAGAUAACUCAGUUAAAAAUAGACAACAAUCCUUUUGCGAAGGGUUUUCGGGACACCGGCAAUGGCAGGAGAGAGAAAAGAAAGCAGCUUACCCUGCAGUCCAUGAGGGUGUUUGAUGAGAGGCAUAAGAAAGAGGCUGGGACUUCUGAUGAAUCCUCCAGCGAGCAGGCAGCCUUCAACUGCUUUGCUCAGGCCUCCUCUCCUGCUGUGUCCACCGUGGGGACAUCUAACCUCAAAGAUCUGUGUCCCAGCGAAGCCGAGAGUGACGCCGAGGCUGAAAGCAAGGAGGAGCACGGCCCGGAGGCCUGCGACGCUGCCAAGAUUUCCACCACCACGGCCGAGGAGCCAGGCCGAGAUAAGGGCAGCCCGACCACCAGGGCGCAGCUGUUCCCAGCGGAACCCAGCCGGGCCCGCGACACCGCGCGUCUGGACAAGGCAUCGCCAGACUCGCGCCACAGCCCGGCCACCAUCUCGUCUAGCACGCGCGUUCCGGGAGCGGAUGAGCGCAGGAGUCCCGGGCGCGAGGGUCCAGUCGCCACCAAGGUGGAUGAGGCGCGCGCGAUGCCUGCCAAGGACGCCUUUGCUCCACUGUCGGUGCAGACAGACGCCACCGCGCACCUGACCCAGGGGCCUCUCCCGGGCUUGGGUUUCGCCCCAGGCCUAGCCGGCCAGCAGUUCUUCAACGGGCACCCUCUCUUCCUGCACCCCAGCCAGUUUGCUAUGGGCGGCGCCUUCUCCAGCAUGGCUGCAGGCAUGGGGCCCCUGCUGGCCACAGUAUCCGGGGCAUCCACCGGCGUCUCAGGCCUGGAUUCCACAGCCAUGGCCUCCGCUGCCGCAGCGCAGGGACUGUCCGGGGCGUCGGCUGCCACCCUGCCCUUCCACCUCCAACAGCACGUUCUGGCCUCCCAGGGCUUGGCCAUGUCGCCUUUCGGGAGCCUAUUUCCUUACCCAUACACAUACAUGGCUGCCGCUGCUGCGGCCUCCUCCGCCGCCGCCUCCAGCUCCGUGCACCGCCACCCGUUCCUCAAUUUGAACAGCAUGCGCCCCAGGCUGCGUUACAGCCCGUAUUCCAUCCCUGUUCCGGUGCCCGAUAGCAGCAGCUUGCUGGCAUUACCAUCCAUGGCUUCCGCCGCGGGGCCACUAGACGGCAAAGCGGCGGCCCUGGCAGCCAGCCCAGCCUCGGUGGCUGUGGACUCCGGGUCGGAACUGAACAGCCGCUCGUCCACGCUGUCCUCUGGCUCAGUGUCCUUGUCACCCAAACUCUGCUCCGAGAAAGAGGCGGCUACCAGCGAACUGCAAAGCAUCCAGCGGCUGGUCAGUGGCUUGGAAGCCAAGCCAGACAGGUCCUGCAGCGGGUCUCCUUAAAAAAAAAAAAAAAAAAAACCGCCCCCCACCCCCCAAGGUCUCUCCAUUCCAGUUUGGUCAAAUCUGCCAGUGCACUUUGUUAGAUGUAAGAUAAACCACGGGCCUUCCACAUGGGGUGACCCCCAUCCCUUUCAGUUUUGUCUGGGAAGGAGCAGAACAAUCCUUCCACAGAGCGUGCUAGAGACCACAGGCCAUCUUGGGCUGUGCUAACCAGGCUGCUGUUGCAUUGAGACGCGGGGCUGUGAGGGGGACAAACAGGCUUUUUGUGUCUAGCCUUCUAUGCAUAGCCUUCUAUGCAGGCUGGUGUGAAAGUUGGGGAUGAAGGACAAGGUAGCCAGGCCGGCCAGGAGCGCGGGUCUUUGAGAGAGACUUCACCCGAAUCUUUUCUCCUUCGUGUAUCCAGUGGAAAAAUCCCCCCCCCAAAAAAAACCUAACAAACAAAACCAAUGUGGGGGUGGGGAGAAGUCCCGUGGAACCUGUCUACGAAGACUGAAACUCACCAAUUGCUGAGUACUUUCGUUGGGGCAGGGAGAGGAGGGGCCUUGCUUGUCCUUGCCCCGUCUAUAUUAAAGGAAUCCUGUGUCUUUUUAAAAAAAAUAUUGUGAUGUUUUAAGAGCCGAUGCUGGCUUUUUUUUUUUUUUUUUGCAUGUUACAGUUUUCUGGGUUUUAUUUUGGCUUUUGCCCCCCCCCCCACGCCUUUUAUGGAAAAACAACGGAAGUCCCAUUCUCCUCAACCUUGCUCAAGUCUGGCAACCAGGAGGAAGUGGGGUAAAAGGGGGUGCUGCGGGCGUGAAACCAACCGAGUUUAUUUUAUCUAAGCGCUGUAGAGGGCUUCGUGUGCCUGUUGGACCAUUAGUUCUUUUAACUGUAUAUGCAAUAACAAGGUUUUAAAAAGAAAUAAUAAAGAGGAAACGCGACUAUUGGACAAAGUAUUUAUGUAAUUAUUUGAUAUCUCUUGUAAAUAGGUGGAAGAUGACUGCUCAGAAAGUUAAACUUUUAAUUUAUUGAAUUGUACAUACCUGAAUGUAAAUAGAAGCGUGUCUGUCAGGUUUUAUUCUUGUUUUGCCUUUUGGGUUUUAUUUCCGGGUCAGGAGAUGGCUAAUCCACACCAACAAGCAUAGGCGUCUAUAAUCACAUCUACACGCUUUCAAGUAGAGCUGGCUGCAAAGUUUUGGCUGUUUUGUUUUUUUAAAAAAUGUCCAAAAGCUGAUGGAAGGGGUGGGGUCGGGAGUACUCUUUCCUAUUUUCACCAAAAUUGGGGAGGUAUUGGCCCUUCCAGCCUCCACUUGAAAUUCCCUAAACUCUUGACACCCCCGGACAGGUUGAGAUUGUUGUGGGGGUGGCCGUUCAGAGGCCAGUGUAUAACUUUCCUAAUUUUUUCAUAGGCUCUGGCAUCUUCUAACGCAAGUGAGGUUUUCAGUGUUCAUCUUGAUGGUGUUUUGGAUUGGUGUACGGAGAGGGUUCAAACGACCAUGAAAGGCAAAACAAAACAAAAAACUAAAUAAAAAUAAAAAAAUAAACAAAAAACAAAAAAAAACAAAAACAAGAAGGCGUAUUUUGUGUUUAGUCCUUGAUGAGUUUUCUGUAAUUCUCCCCCUCUUUAAAAAAACAUCACUGAAAUUUCAAUAAAUUUUUAUUGAAAUGA
Messenger RNA from Grammomys surdaster, 4782 nucleotides. It is a transcript of the gene Tbx3, whose product is annotated as T-box 3. Bases 972 to 3137 code for a protein of 721 amino acids. The record is from RefSeq and is a predicted model, not a curated record. Gene Ontology annotation, biological process: cell fate specification; positive regulation of cell population proliferation; regulation of transcription by RNA polymerase II. The transcript is spliced from 8 exons. NCBI's taxonomy places the organism in Eukaryota, Metazoa, Chordata, Mammalia, Rodentia, Muridae. Gene Ontology annotation, molecular function: RNA polymerase II cis-regulatory region sequence-specific DNA binding; DNA-binding transcription factor activity, RNA polymerase II-specific. Gene Ontology annotation, cellular component: nucleus.